AUGUUUUUUAAAAUUAUUUUGUUUCUAAUCGCCCUCGAGUGCAACCGGGUAUUUGGUAUAGGCCUUCAAAACUUGAUCCUAGAGGCGCACAAUCGCAGGAGGGCCAAGUACGGAAAUCAACCGUUGGUCCUGGACGAUAAGCUCAGUCAGGAAUGUAAAACAUUCGCAGAGUUCUAACCCUCAGAAAUUAGUUAAGGAUGGAUUCGAAAACAUUUGCAAAGAGGACCAUUCAGAUGAAGACUUAGAAGGGGACU
Messenger RNA from Drosophila suzukii, 254 nucleotides. NCBI's taxonomy places the organism in Eukaryota, Metazoa, Arthropoda, Insecta, Diptera, Drosophilidae. The record is from RefSeq and is a predicted model, not a curated record.